Hylaeus volcanicus is the source of this 13968-nucleotide messenger RNA. RefSeq names its product protein still life, isoforms C/SIF type 2 (gene sif). Gene Ontology annotation, biological process: activation of GTPase activity; positive regulation of axonogenesis; small GTPase-mediated signal transduction. The record is from RefSeq and is a predicted model, not a curated record. Gene Ontology annotation, cellular component: membrane; synapse. The transcript has 31 exons. The coding region runs from base 1360 to 7479 and encodes 2039 amino acids. Gene Ontology annotation, molecular function: protein binding; guanyl-nucleotide exchange factor activity. Lineage: Eukaryota; Metazoa; Arthropoda; Insecta; Hymenoptera; Colletidae.
AAACCUAGAAACGCUACAGCAACAACGACGACGACGACGACGACGACGACAACGACGACAACGACGACAACGACGACAUCGACGACAACGACGACAACGACGACAACGACAACGACAGCGACGACGACGACGACGACGACGACCACAACAAUAACAAUAACAACGACAACGACGACAACGACGAUAACGAUACCGAUCACGGCGUAUUAGUUUAGCAGUGAAUUGGAUAGAAAAUAGAACGAGCAGUGAGAUGCCGUGGGUUAUCGAUGGAACGUAAACGCGACUAGUGAUGAAAGUGCGAAAGGAAGAUUUAAAAUCGAAAAGUGAGUGAAAUAGUAAGCAAGGGGCGUUGAUUGAGCACUGGACAGCGGGUGGUGCAUCCUGGCUGGUGCAGUGUUUACCAGAACGCCAGGGUGAGGUACCUCUAACUAGGCUGACUCGUUUUUCCCGAUUUCGGUGACACUAUACCGUCUACUUGUACUCUCUACUCUCUACCGACUACCGUCUACCGAUUAUAGUGUUUGUUACGACGCGACGUAUUGCUCAUCGAUUCUACACGAUUAUCGCAUCGUGUAACAUCAGAAAUGUCUAAAGUUGUUGGAUUCUCGUCAAGUUUCGAUAUCAGUGGCGAAAUGCCAGAUCCGGUUGUGGUGUAAAACAAGAGAAGAGAAGAGAAGAGAAGAGAAGAGAAGAGAAGAGAAGAGAAGAAAAGAGAAGAGAAGAGAAGAGAAGAGAAGAAAAGAGUAGAGAAGAGAAGAGAAGAGAAGAGAAGAGAAAAAAAAAGAAGAGAAGAGAAGAGAAGAGAAAAGAAAAGUUUUUCCUUUGGUGGGAAUUUUCCAUUCUUGAUCAUGUCAUCAACUAGCUGAUGAUUUUUCGAACAUUUGCAACGAUGUGACAAUAAAGAUAUCUUCUCCUAUAUCCUCUCUUAUAUCACAGGGUGUCGUCCCUGUAAUACGUACAGUGCUUCCCAGAAUAGAACUACGAAACAGAUUAAAAAAAACAAUAAUCGCCGGUCUAAUCGGUGUUUAAUAAAACGGUGCCAAAAGUCUGUAGACAAGCCAAUCGAUGCGAAUCUCGCAUCGUCUCGAUAUUUGAAAAGAAUCGAUAAUAUCGGCAGUUGAGUAUCGAUAAUGGAAAAGAAGUAAAAGAAGAAAGAAAUAAGCUGAGAGAGAGAGAGAGAGAGAGAGAGAGAGAGAGAGAGAGAGAGAGAGGGGUGAGAGAGAGAGGUAAAAGUUGAAUAAAGGGUGGAGAACGUGGCCUGGAAAAUAGCGUUUAGCAAAGUGUAGUAUUAAAUGAGACUUGAUUGGCAAGAGGAGGUGUGAAGAAUCGCAGGUGGGAUAAGAGAAUAACGAGCAUAGAAUGGGCAAUAAGCUGUCUUGCAGUUGUGCCCCCCUUAUCAGAAAGGCGUAUCGUUACGAAGAUUCCCCAUGGCAGACAGGGGCUGGAAGCGGAAUGGGCGGCAGCGGAGGUCGCAGGGGUGAUACUGGCCACUUGCUCAGGUGCGGAAGCUUAAGAGAAAGGAAGAGGUUGUGGGCCGAAGUGUUCCACGUGAGUGCCAGUGGGGCUGGGACUGUAAAAUGGCAACAGGUAUCGGAAGAUUUAGUUCCUGUUAAUAUAACUUGUAUCCAAGAUUCACCGGAAUGCGUGUUUCACAUUACCGCGUACAACAGCCAGGUCGACAAAAUUCUAGACGUACGAUUAGUUCAACCAGGAACACGUAUCGGACAAGCGUCGGAAUGUUUCGUUUACUGGAAAGAUACAAUGACUAACGACACAUGGGGUCUAAAUUUCACUUCUCCCAUAGAUGCUAAACAGUUCAGAGAAUGUUGCUCACCGUCGUUCAAGAUUUCAAGGAAAGCGUCCUCUUCUUACUCGUUGAAGCUCGAACCACCGAACAAGCAGAAGUUCAAAACGCGAAGAAAGCCUCUAUCAACACCAGCAUCGCCGAGCAGAUCCAGAGAGCCUCAAUGUACUUGUAUGACCCCGGAGCAAUUUGCCAGACUUCGAAGUCAAGAAGCUAGAUACCGUGAUUUCUGCGCCACUUCUACGCUUCCGCGAACCAUGGCACGAUCCACGGAAAUGGAUAUGACGCCGGGACGCGAGAAAAUAACAGCGGCAACCUCUAGCGCGUCUCUUUACGAUAACGUCAACAAUGCGAGCGCUACACCAGGAAAGACUCCGAAAGUCAGCGGUGAAUCAACAACCAAGCCGAAAGAGAAACAAAACGAAACGUGUCAAACUACACCGAAAACGGCAAAUGUCGGCAUUGAAACUGUCACCGUUGGCUCACAGAUCGAUAGCCCGGAGGAGAAAGGCACUACCAUCUCACCGAAAAAACCUUCGAAACAGAGUCAAGAUACGUCUACUCAGCAAAAUGGCAGCGAAAUGUUGAAAUCGGAAGGAACUCAAGCCGGUGGUACCUUGCAAAAUAAAUCUCUCCGAAAAGAGCAAUUACAUCAUACAAAGUCUGCCGAUUACACAGAUUUAGAAAUGCAAAAUGGCAAUAUCUUUAAUAUAGUAAAUAACAAUCACGACGGAAGAAAAUCAAAGAGUAAGAGCACGGACGACAUGAGGAUCGAAAAUUCGCAAAAUGGUGGAAUCAGUUUGGAUUCGAAUACUCUGAAGAGAAUGCUGAAGCCCAUGUCGAGUAUCGACAGCCCCGUUACGUCACCAGAGAUGACCAGAAAGAGGCAUAAUCAUCACAGUUACCACUAUCAUCAUCCGAGCAAUAAUAACCAAAAGUAUGUCGUGCAAGAGGCUGCCAAUGAAAACUAUGCCCAUCCAUAUCGAAGUGUGUACAAUAACAAAUUCCAGGAUUCUCGAAGCAUGCACGACAUGGGACGCCAGUAUAUCGGCAACAGAGGCAGAACCUAUCUAGAUUCGGAACGUAAUCGGCGCGCAGGUGACAUGUCACCGCCGUCGGACAAUGUCAUCUUCGACAAUCAGUGUUACGCAACUACGCCGAGUUCAUCGAAUGGUAACUCGGAUAUGGAACAACCGUCGCACUGUAAUUCGCGACACUGUAACGCUGGCCAGACAUAUCAACAGCAAAACAUGCAAUCCGUUUCAACGCCUGGCAGUCCGACUAGUAGACUUCUCCUCGAGUACGAGUUACAUUUGAGGAACACGUUGGCCAAGGGUAUGGAUGCUGAGAGUUACAGUUUACGUACAUUCGAGGCACUCCUUUCUCAAAGUAUGGAAAAUUUAGAAUUCGCGGAAAAUAUACCACUUAACGUACAGCGCACACCUCACGUUUCACGAAGACGUCCAAUUUCCAAUAAAUCGUCAACGUUGCCACUGUCCUAUCGUUAUUGUAACGAGAGACAAAACAGUAAAGACAGAGACGGCUACUACAGCGAUCGCAACGAAAUUAUACGGGAAAAAAGAGAGAGAGAAGCUGACCGAGAUCGCGGCUAUCUUAGCGAUUACAAUUCGAGAUGUGCCAGCUGCAUCGGAGAAUCCGCCCGCGCCCAAUGGUUUCGACAUUCGGAUGGCUGGCAAUCGGGCAGUUCCACUCUAGGCUCUGGUGCCUCCAGUUCAAUAAAUCCAAGUUCUUCCGGUCAUAAACGCGAGUCUCCCUGGGAUUCUCUCCCAUCACUGAGACACGAGGGCAGUCUCAACGAUAGCGGAUACAAAUCCAAUCGAACAGAUUCUUUGGAACAAAGGGGCACUUUUGAUAGACAAGACAGCGUAAGAUCUGAUUACAUGUCGGACAGAGACGGUAGAUACGGAAUCGUGCAACAAGCUUCUUUGGAAAGCACAGAUUCGAGACUUUGCUACUUGACGUCUUCGGAGAUGUCAGACGACGACCGGAUGUCGCUAACUACUGCUGUGAGCGACGACGACGAUGGCGAAAGCGUGAUAAAUUCACCGUAUCGCGGAAAACAGCCAGGCACGGCUGCAGCUUCGUUUAAUUGUACGGGUGCGGUUCGAAAGGCUGGAUUUCUUAGCGUGAAGAAGUGGCUGUUACGAAAGAAACAUCAGAUCGAACUCGCGAGGAAAAGGGGAUGGAAGGGUUAUUGGGUUUGUUUGAAGGGAACUACGCUUCUUUUCUAUCCGUGUGAUUCGCAAGAAAGCAGAGCCAUGGAAGCGGCCCCGAAGCAUUUAAUUAUUGUCGACGGUGCGAUCAUGCAACCGAUUCCGGAACAUCCAAAACGAGACUAUAUAUUUUGUCUAAGCACCGCGUUUGGCGAUGCUUACUUAUUUCAAGCACCGUGUCAAGUGGAACUCGAGAAUUGGGUAAACAGCAUUCAUUCGGCUUGCGCGGCUGCAUUCGCGCGCCAUCGCGGCAAAACCGGUACUCUUCACUUGUUGCAGGAAGAGAUCCUUCGGUUAGAGAAGGCGAUAGAAUCGGAUCACAAAUUAAAACAUAUGGCUGAUCUACAGCAAUCUGUUGUUUCCGACGUGGAAACUAAACAACAAAUCAACAAUCAGAUCGUCCAAUGGGAAGAAAACUUGGAACGGCUUCACUGCGAGCAAUUUCGUCUCAGAUGUUACAUGGCUAGUUUACAAAGCGGCGAGUUACCGAACCCUAAAAGUUUGUUGACGCACGUAUCUCGUGCCACGAAGCAAACGUUAAAUAAAUUAGGAGUCUUUACGGUCUCGUCGUUUCACGCUUUUAUAUGCGCACGGAGUCCCUCUUUGCUAAACAACCUGCUGGCAGGUCGCGGAGCUACCAAGAGAAGACCACCGUUGCUCUCGAGGUCCAACAGCGGAUCCAGCAGACGAUCCCUUCAAAUUUCCUCGAGAGACGAUGAAAAGCCUGUAAAAGUAUGCGUACCGGAGAAUCAGCUGGUGUCUGUAUUUUUACGCGAUGCUAUGACAGUCGAAGAAUUUUUAGCAAGUGCUUGCAACAGGAAAAACCUAAAUCCAAUGGAACAUUUCGUUCGCGUGAAGAAGCGACGCGAUAUGGAAGAUCACAAUUAUUUCGUGCCACAUAGAACGGACUUGAUAGAAACUUAUUCGAAUACGCACGAGGUUGUCGAAGUUUGCGCAAAAAUUUUGUAUCAAGUAGAGUUACAAAGAAAUACUCUGGAACAAAUGUGGGGUUUCUCAGUGGAAGCGGAACUAAUAGAAAAUUCCGAUAGGCAGGACGAGUUGUGUUGUUACGUUAGCCGAGUCGAAGAUAAAAGUGUGGCAAUGCAAAAUGGAAUCAUUAAAGGCGACGAGAUCAUGGUUAUCAACGGUGCCAUUGUAAGCGACCUAGACAUGAUGUACCUGGAAAGUGUGUUGCAAGAAGAAGUCGGUCUCUGUAUGAUGAUGAGAUCGUCUCGAACCGAACCACCCGAUCUUACGGGUAUAAUGAGGGUUACCGAUGAUAUCAUCGAGAGUUUAGUUUGCCCACCGCCACCUUCCGAUCCUCCGGUUAUAAGCGAAGAAAUGAUUUCCGGUCUGAUUGUCCCAGCUCCUGGUUGGAGCAAGGAAAGCAUUACUCAGGAAUGUACGUCAGCCUCUCACAUAGAAAACGGAAAGCAAACAUCCCGCACAAAUUCAUUCGAAAUUGAAAAUUUGCUAAAAACCGCUGAACAAGUGACGGGAAUUUGCCGAUCGCCAGGUGAAACGAGAAAGUCGAGUCCUACCGGAAGUGUCGUUAGUUCUCAUUCGCAAGCGCUCACGCCAAGCCGGCAGCUGAGCGAUGCUGAGAAAUUAAAAAAAGUCAUUCUAGAAUUGAUCGAAACCGAACGGACUUACGUCAAGAAUUUAAACAAUUUGUUGGAGAACUACUUGGAGCCCCUUAAACGUGAGACUUUCCUGUCUAAUGCAGAGAUAAACGCGUUAUUUGGAAAUAUUCAAGAAAUCGUUACGUUUCAACGACAAUUUCUACAAAAUCUUGAUCACGCGAUCGAGAUGGAGGCUGAUUUCAAUAAUUUUGACCAUCCGAGUCAGUUUAAGGGUGUCCUGUUUUCCAUUGGAAGUGCCUUUCUGUAUUAUGUAAAUCACUUCAAGCUGUACAGUUCGUUUUGUGCCAGCCAUUCGAAAGCGCAAAAGGUUUUACAUCCAAACGAAGGAAAUCAAGCUUUACAAGAGUUCCUGCAAGCAAGAAAUCCAAGACAGCAACACUCGUCGACAUUAGAGUCGUACUUGAUAAAACCUAUUCAAAGAAUACUCAAGUACCCUUUGCUUCUGCAGCAGCUUCGAAACCUCACGGACGAACGAAGCGAAGAACACCAGCACUUGAUUGAGGCCUUGAAAGGCAUGGAAAAAGUCGCAGAACACAUAAACGAAAUGCAAAGAAUUCACGAGGAAUACGGGGCCAUCUUUGAUCAUUUGUUCAGACAACAUCAAAAGUCUUGCAAGCAGCCCAUCGAUUUGAGCCCAGGCGAUCUUCUGUACUACGGGGGUGUCGAGUGGCUUAAUAUCUCUGAUUUUCUUGGAAAGAUCAAGAAAGGUCUGGAACUUCACGCAAUGUGUUUUGUUUUCAAAUCUGCCGUCGUCUUUUUAUGCAAGGAAAGGUUAAGACAAAAGAAGAAACUCAUGGGAGUUUCGACAAAAGCAAAUUCCAGCGAGGUAGAAAUAAUUCGUUACCAAGUGUUGAUUCCCGUAACGGAAGUUCAAGUCCGGGCUAGUUCUGCCAAAGAUAUGGAAUCUCAUUUCUUAUGGGAAUUGAUUCAUUUAAGAAGUCAAUUACAGAGAAGAUCGGAGAAAGUAUAUGUGCUGUCUAAUAGCACAACAGAAUUUAGAAACGCGUUCCUGAGGACUAUUCGACAAAUAAUUCGAGAAUCGGUGCGAAAUAUGAGUAUACCGACGACGAAACAGAAUCUCAGUCAACCGCCGAUGACGAUUUCACCGCGAAUGUCAACCGGCCAUGUAGACAAAUUUGAGAAACAGCCGGUGAGUCAAGGACAAAAUAGCGGCAAUAAUGGAGCGGCGGGAGUCGUUGUUGGCUCGUUAUCAAAGAAGGUGGUUAAACCUCAACCGUUAUCUUCUUCGCAUAAUGUAAAACGAAAAUACAGUCACUCGAAACAAACGGUGGAGCACGAAAGUUCCGAAGACAAGGACGUGGAAGAACAAAGCACGGUGAAUCAACAGCAAACUAUGUUUCGCUCCAGAAGCAAGACCAUAAGCGAUACGUCCGGAGAGAUGAAGCUCGAGAUGGAUUCGGGGACGAAAUCCGAGGGAGAGGAAGACUCGCAAGCUUUUUUAGGUGAGAAGAAGGCGAAUUUGGGCCGCACUCCGAAUCAUUUGACUUUGAGCACCACUUCAACCAUUUCAGCAGGAAGUACGGGUAGUCAGGCAAGAUUAAUCCAGUCCUCUCAUCAACCGGAAAACUAUCAACCUAUUACUGUGAAAGAGCUCGGUUCACCGAUCUGGAAACCGCGGGAAUUAUCUUCGUUUGGAGAGGCCACUACGCUACCACGUAAGGGUAAGUCGGCCAGCGAGUUUGGGGAUAUAAGCUCAUCUCACAGCGCUUCCCGAAAGUCUCUGAUAGAAAUCAAUAACUGUGCUCAACAAUCUAAUUAUAAUAACAACAACGUUUAAGUUAAAUAGUUGUUAAAUGGCUAACAAAGUAUCAAGUUAAGUUUAAAGACCGUGAAGUAAAUCAAGUAACUAUUAUACGUACAUACAUACAUACAUACAUACAUACAUACAUAUAUUCGAUUAUCGUGGAAAGACUAACGCGCUUGCCGCCCACGCGGAACGGUUCGACACUCUUUUCGUUUACUUUUCUGCUGUUUCUCUUCUCCGUCUUUUUCAUUUUAUUAUCGACAAGCUACGUCGGAGGACGUAGUAGCAUUCCAUUUCUAUACAACGAACGAUUCAACUGUUUAACAGGAGAGAAUUUUCAAGAAGAGAGCGAGCUUCGCUUUUAACGGGAAAAUAUCUCGACGAAGAGAGAACAUUUCGAUCCUUACGACUGACAAUGAGAAUUAUUACAGAAGAUCUUUCAGAUUCUUCUGUCCUUCUUCUUUCAACUGAUUCGAAUAUUUUCGGUCAACUCGAAAAUAAUGGAUACGCGAUGCAAUUGCGUUGCAACAUCGCUACGAUCAUCCGUCACACUUGUACCAAUGCUCGAGAAAUUCGUUACUCGUACCGGUUGCGUAAAGAAACGUAACUGAGAUAAUACCUGAUAUUAUUUAACAUGCAGCGCAAGGGUGGGGAUAGGGUGGGGGGGGGGGGGGGUGAAAGUUCCACAUCUCCAGAUAACAAUAUGGAAAGCGUUGGAGGAUUCGCGUUAAAUUUUCAUUCCGAGAUUCUAUUUUUCACCUUCGCUAGUUGUUGCUGUUGUUGUUGUUGUUGUUGUUGUUAUCAUUGUUAAUGUACCCUCUGAUACAUGCCAUAGCCAUACAUACGAGAUUACCAUCGAGAUCAUUCAAAGUAACGGAGCCUUUUCUGCGAAUGAUCCAUUGAAUGAUUAAUUGGUUAGAAACAGCCGACUUUUCAUUCGAUUAGUAUCACUACGAUUCAAACAUUAUUCUCAAUUGUUUUUCUUUCUGCGUGGACGGCAAUGCGGUUAGAGAGUAAUAAACUCUGUAUAUAAUGUAAUAAUGAUAUCAAAAUUAUUAUUAUUAUUAUUAUUAUUAUUAUUAUUAUUAUUAUUAUUAUCGUCGUUGUCGUCGUUAUUAUCGUCAUCAUCAUCAUCAUCAUCAUCAUCAUCAUCAUCGUCGUCGUUGUCAUUGUUGUCAUAGUCGUACUCAUCUUUAUCUUAAACGUAAUCAUUGUCAUUAUCGUUAAUGCCGUCAGCAUCGUAUUUAUCCAAAAUAUUGUCAAUAUCGUCAGUAUUGUUAUUAGCAUCAUCAUCAUCAUCAUCAUCGUCAUCAUUAUUAUUUAUUAUCGUCGUUAUCAUAAUCAUCGUUAUUAAUGUCAUAAUUUAUAUAAUUAACAUUAUUGUCGAUCUUCUAUUAUUAUUAUUAUUAUUAUUAUUGUUAUUAUUAUUAUUAUUUACAUAUUUAUUACCGCUGUUUCAUUUCAUAUUAUUUCAAUUUGUACUGUGACUACUACAUAUUAUUUGAGCUAACUAAUGUUGCACAUACUAAUACCACCACCAUCAUCCCCCCCCCUCUCCUCCUGCUCCUACUACUACUACUACUACUACUACUACUACUACUACAACUACUACUACUACUACUACUACUACUACUACUACUACUACUACUACUACUACUACUACUAUUACUAUUACUACUACUACUACUACUACUAAUACUACUACUACUGCUACUACUACUACUACUACUACUACUACUACUACUACUACUACUACUACUACUACUACUAUUACUAUUACUACUACUACUACUACUACUAAUACUACUACUACUGCUACUACUACUACUACUACUACUACUACUACUACUACUAUUGCUGCUGCUACUACUACUACUACGACUAUUACUACUACUACUACUACUACUACUACUACUACUACUACUACUACUACUACUACUGCUACUACUAUUACUACUACUAUUACUAUUACUACUACAACUACUACUAUUAUUAUUACUAUUACUGUGAUUACUAUUACAGCAAUUGCUAUUCCUACUGCUACCACAAAUCAAUAUUACCGCUUACGUUACUAUUUCUAUCGGUAUCGUUAUUAUUAUUUCGAUCAUCAUCGUUAUGACGUCAUCAUAUUAUUUGUCAUCGUUUCCAUUAUCAUGAAAAACGUCUUCAUCGUUAGAAUUAUGACAUGGUAAUUAUUGUCAAGAGAUUAAUUGAAACGCUAUUGCGUAUACUAGAAUAUUCGUAACGAUAAACGACGACGUAACGAAUAAAUUUAGCGACGAAGUAAAUACAUUUAACGUUAUAAGUCGUAUACAUAUUACACAUAUGAGAAUUAAGGAGAAAAGCGUAUAACUGUUUCGUGUACGUAUAUGUGUGUUACGCGUGCAUGGGUGCGCGUUUGCGUCUAUAUGUAUAUGUAUAUAUAACCAAGUAAUUAUAAAUAAAAAGAAAUUCAUAUGUAUCCGUACAUGUAUACGCGCAUACAUACGCACAUACGCACGCACACGCGCGCACCUUUAUUUUACGUAAAGGUAUGGUUUUCCACUCAUUUGCUGUUUCGAUCAUCUUUUAUCUCGUGUAUUCUCAUGAUAUUCGCAUCAUUGGAAACUAGCUUUAUUUUUAACUUUAGAUGGAAUAGCGUUAAGGAUUAGGAUGUUGGAGACAUAACGCGCAGCUUAGAAUCGAGCUCAUCUUUCAUGGUACGAAUAACGUUUGUAAUAAGAGGAAAUAAUUUACGAUUAGAGGUAAAAUAUGUUUCGAAAUUUACAAAUAACGACUCACGAUCGUGUUGCGUGUUUACAUCAGUGUGUAAACCUAAAGCGGAUACGAAUAUCGUGUAUGGGCGUGGGUGUGUGCGUGCUCAUAUACACGUCUAUACAUACUUAUACGUACGAUACGCAUUAUCGAAGCAUCUCUUGGCGCUCUUUUAAUUAUUGUACUCGACGUUACAUAGAAGUCAAUGUGUCGAACAAGAGAGUUAGUUCUCUUAAAUGUAUUAUCCAUUUGCCAAAAAGAAAGAAGAAACAAAAUUUCAGGUCAUUUAUGUGCUUGAUCUGUAAGGUGAAUACAUGCGUUUUAGCAAUUUUCCAUUCGAGUUUUAUAUACAUACCUCGAAGUUGGCCAUGUAACCGUUCGAGCCCAGUUGCUUUAUAUUACAAGUAUGUAGUAUGUAUACGUUCAAAACGAGCAUCAUCAUCUUUUCGUACCGCCGCGCCGCACCGCGCCGCGCCGCGCCAAUUGUUAACGUACAAUGUUUCAGGAUAUUAGUCGUAUCGGAUUUUAAAUGAAUCCAAGUUGGAGCGGUUCGUUUCCUUUCAACUGUUACCAUUCAUUUGCCGAUUUAAACUUUCGAAACUUUUAUCGUACGAAAAAACUUAAAAUUUCUGAUUGAUUAGUGAUUCUGAUUGGUCUGCGAUGAUUGUAUUCGAAAGAAAAAAAAACCAAGCACUCGUCGAAAUGCCGAAAGGAAGAAAAGAGCAUCAACAAAAUUCAAAUUUCAAUCGAUUCGCCGUUUUACUUGAAAACGUAUCGUGUCCAAAGGAGCACGAUAUAAUCGAAGACAUUCCGAAGUACAUUUUUCCUUCUUCUUUCUUGUUGCAUACACGCAUGCGCACGUAUUCGUCGUGAAAAUACCGAAAUAAAACAACCGAUAUUUGUUUCGGGCUCCCGUUGCACAUUUUCGUCUCAAUCAACGCACCGGAUACUAUUUGUAUUAUUUUUAUUUCGAACAAUAUACAGAUAAAACUUGCGCGAUAUCGAUGGCAUCGAUAUAACGACAGUAAUUAAAAUAUAUUUAACGGAAUCACUCUAAAGAUGACAGGGCUUCGUUAAAUCGUCAUGUAAUGACAUAACGAGUCUUUUUUUCUUGUUUUCCGUUAUUUUGUUGUAUUAUCAUAAACGUGUUUGCGUAUGCAAUAGUUUUGCCGUAUGCGUGUCAUCAAUGGAUCGGAACGAAGAUUGUUACGUUUAAUCGGAAACGAUGCUUAAUAGCCGGUUGUUACACGAAAGAUUUCGGCAGGCAAAGUUAAAUUUUAGAAGGCUCGAGAACUUGAACGUAGCUGAACGAUGCGAUAAACGGAACUUGAAUCUUGAACUUGAAUAUAUGCUCGGAAUUUGCUCUCGUUUUCAUCCAACGUACAUGCGAGCGCGCGCCCGCGCGCGCGCACACGCACACACACACACACACACACACACACAUCUGUACUUAGGCGAGUACAUUGUGCACACAGUUGUUUCGCGAGCGCACGGAUGCACAAUGCACGCGUGCGCUUAUAAACAAAGUAUGUAUCUAAUAGAAUAUCGAUGAAUACUUGAGAGCGAACAAAAAUCGAGAUAUCUAUUUACUAAUUACUAUAGACGUCACUUGUGCAGACAUAAACAUUACAGAGAAUCUUCUGUUACUCAUAUUAUUGCAUAUAUAUACAUAUGUAUAUGUAUAUGUAUAAUAUAUGUAUAUAUGUAUAUGUAUAAUACAUAUAUAUACAUAUACAUGUAUAUGUAUAUGUAUAAUAUAUAUAUAUUAUAUAUAAAUUUUAUUGUAUAAAUUCUAUCGAGAUACGCCUCAGAGACAGACUCCUUGUAUCCUUUUUUCUCGGUCUGUGUAAUUUUUUGUCCGCAGUGAAAUUGUAUAGAUUAUGUAGGUACUUGGCUAUCGUGAGAAUCACGUAUGAUUCAUUUGUCUCGAUAUGCUAAAUGUGAAAGGCGAGUGCAAUUUUUCAAAUAUUAUGCACUAUCGCAUCGACGUGACAGUUUCAUCGUUUGCAUUUUAAUUUAUAGAAUGUACACGCAUCGAGAAAUCCCAGACACCCGAUAUUGUACUCGUUCACGUAUUUCUAUUCAGGACUUGUGACAAUCAAUGCCAAUUUUCAAGUAAUAUUUUUUUUCCUGAAAGGGACUGCGACAACAAGGACAAAAAAUGUAAUAGUAAUAAUAUUAGUAGUAAUAAUUGUAACAACGACAGCGGCAGAUGAUAACAAUAAUAACGAUAGCGAUAAAAAAAAAAUGGAAAGGUCAAACUUCAGCAAGCGAGAGAACGAGAGAUAAAUAGAUAGAUAGAUAGAUAGAUAGAUAGAUAGAUAGAUAGAUAGAUAGAUAGAUAAAAAGGAGAUGUUGAUAAAAAUUUGACAGAAAGUAAAUUGGAUAUGUUGGCUCGAGUGGUAUCGAAACGGUUACGAUCAUGUAUCGCAGAGAAAUUACUUUGAGAAAUACGUUACUUUUUGAUACGCCCUUAUAACGCGCGCGUAUGUAUGUAGGUAUACCGAAUGUAUGUACAUAGUCGCAGCUUACGAUAAAUAUUCACAUGCUCGGAACUCGUUUCUCCUGUUAUAAAAAAAACUGUUUCUAACUCGCAGCCAUGAUAUUAAAAUUAUUUGGAAAAUUUACAAGUUCCUGAAAAUUUGGUAACCACGUGGUGCGAAUGACGAAAAAAUGUCGAGUGUAGCCCGAAAAUGGUGUCGUGGGAUACUCUAGCUCGGAGGCGUAUCUCUUAAUAGUUGGCCUAGUGUAUCGAGUUUCGUAUUUUUGUCCUGGUCGCAGUGGAUCGUCGAGCAAUUUAUCAUCAUCUAUUGUACGACUAUUGGACUUUCUCCAAAAAUUUUAUCGAUAUAAACUUUAUCGCUACCGUUGAAUGUAAUAUACUUGAAAUUAUAACUUGGAUGAUAAAAACUUGGGUAUAAUUAUGAUUACGUUUUACGUUUUACGAUUACGAUUACGAUAACGAUAACGAUAACGAUAACGAUUACGAUUACGAUUACGAUUACGAUAACGAUAACGAUUACGAUUACGAUUACGAUUACGAUUACGAUUACGAUUACGAUUACGAUUACGAUUACGAUUACGGGCAAAGCAUGUAUCUCGAAAAUGGAAAGCGAGCGAUACGAGCGAUAUGGAAUGAAAGGAGAUCAAAGUUGAAAGAAAGGGGGAGCUUGAGUGGAUGGGAUAGAGAAGGAGGCAGGAGAGAGAGAUCGAGAGCACGGCGAAAGCCAAGUUGGAGUUUGAGAGAGAUCGAUCGAUCGAUUCAUGUUUAUUAGAAAACAUUUGUUUAUUAGAGCCUCGUUGCAAAGAGAGAGAAUGAGAAAGAAAGAACAAGUGUGUGCAAGGCCAUUUAGCGAGCCGUAAACGCGAAAAUUUUAGGUGGUUGAUAGAAUUAUUGUAGAAUAUAAGCGGGAAUGUCGCGGUGGGUGUGCGGUGACGUUAUUAUAACGAAACAAUGAUAGGAUAAAGUAACGAUAUACAUAAAUAACAAGUCUUUCCACAUUGUUUUCCUUUCGUUGACGUACACAUGUCACGCAAUCGUGUGCGGUGAACCAGGAAUGAAAAUAAUUUUGUAUCUAAGAAUACAAACGCAAUGCAAACUGCUUAUCGUUUAUGUUUUUUCAUCUAUUGUGUAAUUAUACAUUAGUAACGAAUAUUAUAAUUACGAUAAUUGCUGUACUUAUUGUUAUUGUUCCUGGGUUAUGCGGAAAUGUUCAAAAGUGAUCCAUUUGUACAAUCAUUGAGUCAUUAAAAUAUGAUUAUCCAGUA